AGUAGAUUGCAUCGCAACAUGUCUGUGGUUUAAGUGCUGUUAAUGGUAAAAGGAGCAGUGUUUGUAUGGCCGCAGCAAUUUCGGAAUUCCAUGUCGGGGUUGGCAGGUUGCUUUGAGUUUCAGUGGUGGAAAUUCAAGAUCAGAAUCAAUACAAUAAUAGUUUUUUAAAUUGAUGACCUCUCUUAUUUGUUCUCAUACAUUGAUAAAAAAAAAUACAGUGUACAGUGUAUGGUUGAGCAUCCAAAUUUGUAUAAAUCUUUAUUAACUACUGAAUAAUCAAAUAAUUUGCAGCAUAUAAUUUUUUUUAUUGUUACAUCACACAUUGUCUGACGUAGACAACGAUAAAAACUUGUCUAUAAAACAUUGGUACAUAGCAGACUUUAUCUCGAUUGGCUCUUAUGAAUGUUAUCAACGAUGAGCCACGAGACAUAAGAGGACGAGUCAUUGAAGCCAGACACACAUACCAGGAUUAUCAAGCUGUGUAGUAAUACUGAUGGAAAACUACACCUACAACAGCUACACACUGCAGCUGGCGGGAUUAAACCUCCCGAAGGACUCCAUCUACCCUUUGUUUCUUUUUCUCUUCUUCUCUUACUUGUUUGUUAUUGUUGCCAAUGUCAGCAUUGCUGUUUUUGUUUUCAUGGACAAAAGUCUUCAUCAGCCAAUGUAUCUACUGUUCUGGAACUUGUCAAUCAAUGACAUUCUUGGAAAUUCAAUCCUGUUGCCACGGCUGCUCAUAGACAUGCUGCGUCCUCCCUCUGAACGUCUCAUCAGUUAUUACGAGUGUGUGAUCCAGGCAUUCACCACACACAUGUUCAGUACGACUGCUCACACUGUGCUCAUGAUAAUGGCCUUUGACAGAUAUGUGGCCAUUUGCAAUCCGCUGCGUUACACUGCUAUAAUGACCAACAAAAUGUUGAUGAAGCUAACAGUAUCUGCCUGGGGUGUGGCCUUGGUUUUGGUUGGGAUCCUGCUUGGUUUGACCAUACGACUGAAUCGCUGUAGGACUCUGAUCACAAGCCCCUACUGUGACAAUGCUGCACUGUUUAAACUCUCCUGUGAAAGUGUGUUCAUCAAUAACAUAUAUGGCCUCACGUUCACUGUGGUCCUGUUCACAGGGUCCAUAGGCAGCAUGGUUCUCACCUACACUAAGAUCACGGUCAUCUGUCUGACCAGUAAGAACAAGACUCUGAACAGUAAAGCUUUAAAGACCUGCAGCACUCACCUGGUCGUUUAUCUGAUAAUGUUGUUAAGUGGAAUGUUUAUCAUUGUUCUCCAUCGUUUCCCACAGUACUCAGACGGCAGAAAAAUUGCCGCCAUUUUGUAUCAUAUAAUCCCAGGCAGCCUCAAUCCCAUAAUUUAUGGCCUACAAUCUAAAGAGAUACGAGCAUUUUUGUCUAGGUUUUUUAACUUCAAGAAGGUUUUUUCAUCAUAACAAAGACACAUUCAUGUUCAAGGCUGUUUUGUAUGUCUAUAAACAAAACCACAAAACAUGAAGCAAGAACAGACUAAAGAUAUUUUAUGUCUUUGGCAAAGUCAACAUAAGUUAUCUGGGAGACGUUGUAUUCUUUAAUAAAACUAAUU
This is a messenger RNA of Solea solea (common sole), 1584 nucleotides long. Its product is annotated as olfactory receptor 8G17-like. The transcript has 2 exons. Gene Ontology annotation, cellular component: membrane. Gene Ontology annotation, biological process: G protein-coupled receptor signaling pathway. The record is from RefSeq and is a predicted model, not a curated record. NCBI's taxonomy places the organism in Eukaryota, Metazoa, Chordata, Actinopteri, Pleuronectiformes, Soleidae. The coding region runs from base 494 to 1435 and encodes 313 amino acids. Gene Ontology annotation, molecular function: G protein-coupled receptor activity; olfactory receptor activity.